Molecule: messenger RNA, 992 nt
Organism: Dentiscutata erythropus
Lineage: Eukaryota; Fungi; Glomeromycota; Glomeromycetes; Diversisporales; Gigasporaceae
Source: the annotation of a GenBank genome assembly
CUCCAAAUGGUGGUUUCCCUCCUUCUGAUACAUUAGCCAAUCUAUUUGGUUUUGAAUCUCAAGAUCAACUUUUAAACUUAUAUAAAUCUCAUUGUCGUGAAGAUCGUAUUUUAAAGCAUAAUAAUCAUACAGUAUGGACAACUAGCAUGAUCUUAUGGUUCUUACGUUUCUUAUUAAAAGAUUAUAGAAGUGAAUGGGGUGGUAUUUAUGAACGUGCUGAACAGUUUAUUAGUAAAGAAAUUAACGAUUUAGAAAUGGAAGAAACUGUAGUUGCUAGCGGCAGAAAAGCUGUCCGUGAAAGAUUUGAUAUUGGUGAACCUGGUACACGUAUUCUUAAAUGUCAACAAAAUACUGGUGCAUAUUACUUUACUGAUGACCUUGCGAAAUCCUUUGGUUAUGAAAAUGCCGAAAAACUUCAAACUGCAUUCUAUGAAUAUAGAAAUAGUAAAACCAAAUCACAAAAAAUUUCUCAAAUUAGUCCCUCAGUUUGGGCAACUAUGAUGGUACUUUAUUUCUACCGUUAUGUUGCCGUUGAUCAAAAGAAAGAAUGGUUCCAAACCUAUGAAAGAUCUUACAGAUGGUUAUGGGCUCAAUUAAAGGGUAAUGAAGCCCUUGAACAAGAAUGUUUUGAUAUUGUUAAAUCAUUUAUCAAAGAUUGUCAUGGUGUAAGAGAUGAUGUUAUGGAGAUGGAUCGUAACUUUGAAAAGGAAAUUGCUGAUAUGAUAGACUCUAUUAAGAACCCACAAAAAGAUCGAGGAAUUGUUCAAAAACCUUAUGGUAUCGCUCGUAUCGAAAUUAAAAGUGCCAAACACCUGAAACAAGCCGAUUCGUGGCUUGCUGGUGGUGCUUCCGACCCAUAUGUUAGAAUAUCUAACCUUUCCACAAGUUGGGUUUAUGGUGAUUCACGUGUCAUCUACAACAAUUGUGAUCCCGUUUGGGAUCAAGUGUUUUAUAUUCCAGUUUAUGAUAUUCAGGAAAAAUUCAAUUUACAA